AUGGGAUUCCACGAGCAGAGCGGUUCGGGGUACAGUGCCACCGAGGCGAGGAAGGCGACGGAACAGGUCGAGACGCCGAAACUCCAGAAUACGCUCCCGAAUGGAGACAGCAAGAGAAAGCGGAUUGUCGUGGUUGGGCUGGGAAUGGUUGGCAUUGCCUUCAUGUUAGUACCGAACUUGCUCAACCCUCAUGAUGUGGUCGAAAAGAUCAUGAAGCUGGAUGCGAGACGCCGCGAAUACGAUAUAGUCGUCAUCGGCGACGAGCCUCAUUUGGCAUACAAUCGCGUUGGCUUGACAUCAUUCUUCCAGCAUCGUGUGGUUGAGAACCUAUAUCUUAAUUCCAAAGAAUGGUAUUCAUCGAUGCCCGAGGGCUCGCUCACAUACCAUCUCAACACACUGGUGACAUCCAUCGACUCCGCCAAUAAAACAGUGACCACUGCCUUGGGGCAGACGGUUGAUUACGAUAUCCUCGUUCUGGCUACCGGAUCCAACGCUGUCCUGCCAAAACAUACCCCUGGUCAUGACGCAAAGGGAGUAUUCGUGUAUCGGACAAUAGGAGAUCUUCAAGACCUGAUAUCUUUUUCCGCAACGAAAAAGGGUACAGUCGGUGCUGUGGUUGGAGGUGGGUUGUUGGGUCUGGAGGCUGCAAAGGCUAUGAUCGACUUGGGCGAGUUCAACAAGGUCAAGCUCGUCGAGAGAAACCGUUGGGUCCUGUCGCGUCAGCUAGACAGCGAGGCUGGCUCAAUGGUUGUCGAACAGGUGAGGAAAUUGGGGCUUGAUGUGCUGUUAAGCAAGCGAGUGGGUCGGAUUGAGACCGAUGAGGAGCAUAACGUCACCGGGGUGACGUUUGAGGAUGGGGAGAAGAUGGAUUGCUCCUGCGUAUGCUUCGCUAUUGGUGUCCGACCACGCGAUGGUCUAGCCCAGAAAUCCGGCAUUCGCUGCACUGACCGCGGAGGCGGAAUCGUUGUCCACCCCGAUCUUUCAACCUCUGUUCCCGAUAUCUAUGCCAUUGGCGAAUGCGCCUCAUGGGAGAACCAGACGUUCGGAUUAAUCGCCCCUGGCGUUGAAAUGGCCGAUGUCCUCGCAUUCAACCUCACUCAAGCCAAAGCGCACGCGCCUCGCGCCUUCAAGCGACCGGAUCUAUCGACGAAGCUGAAACUGCUCGGCGUCGAGGUCGCAAGUUUUGGAGAUUUCUUCGCCGACCGCGAUGGACCUAAAGAACUCCCAAAGAAGCACGGAGCGAGCAAAGUUGUCAGAGAAGGUGUCAUUGACGCGAAAGAUCGCGUGAAGUCUCUUACAGAAGGUCCACCGCCACCUCCCGUCAAGGCGGUGACCUACAAGGAUCCUUUCCAGCAAGUGUACAAAAAGUACCUCUUCACCGUUGAUGGCAAAUACCUUCUUGGAGGGAUGAUGAUCGGCGACACCAGCGAUUACGUGAGAUUGGUUCCGUUCGUGAAGAACCAGAAACUGCUCGAGGUACCUCCAAGCGAAUUCAUCCUUGGAAAGAAAGGCGACGAGGACGCGGAUGACUUAGAACUAACGAUGCACUGGCCGGAUGACACCCAAAUAUGUUCUUGUCAUAACGUCACCAAAGGAGACGUCGUGAAGGUGGUCAAAGAUGGUACGUGCAAGAGCAUCGGAGACGUGAAGGCAUGCACCAAGGCAGGAACGGGAUGCGGUGGAUGCAUGCCACUCGUCCAGACCAUCUUCAACAAGACAAUGGAAUCCAUGGGCCAGGAAGUUAAGAACCAUCUCUGCCCACAUUUUGAAUACUCACGCGCGGAUCUUUUCAACAUCAUCUUUGUCAAGCAGCUUCAGAACUUCGAAGACAUCAUGAAACAUUGUGGGAAGGAGCCGGACUCUCUCGGUUGCGAAGCUUGCAAACCGACCAUCGGCUCCAUCAUUGCGAGCUUGUUCAACAAGCACCUUUUGGACGACCGACGUCGGGGCCUACAGGAAACCAACGAUCGGUUCCUGGCCAACAUUCAGCGCAACGGAACCUUCUCUGUUGUCCCUCGGCUCGCGGGAGGCGAGAUCACCCCCGAUAAGCUCAUCAUCAUCGGAACCGUCGCGAAGAAAUAUGGAUUAUACACGAAGAUUACCGGAGGACAGCGGAUAGAUAUGUUCGGGGCGAGGAAACAAGAUCUUGUCGAUAUCUGGACCGAGUUAAUCGAUGGUGGGAUGGAAUCAGGGCACGCGUAUGCCAAAUCUCUUCGAACGGUGAAGUCAUGUGUCGGUACGACGUGGUGUCGUUUCGGCAUCGGCGACAGCGUCGGCAUGGCUGUUCGACUCGAGGAGCGUUAUAAGAGUGUACGAGCGCCCCAUAAACUCAAAGGAGGUGUGUCUGGCUGCGUGCGAGAGUGUGCGGAGGCACAAAACAAGGACUUCGGGCUCAUUGCCACCGAGAAAGGUUUCAACAUCUUCGUUGGCGGGAACGGCGGCGCGAAACCACGGCACUCGGAAAUCCUGGCAACCGACGUUCCUCCAGACGAAGUCAUUCCGAUCCUCGACCGAUACCUUGCAUUCUACAUCCGCACGGCCGACAAGCUACAAAGAACGGCGAGGUGGAUCGAGAACUUACCAGGAGGCAUCAAGUAUCUCCGGGAAGUCAUCCUCAGUGACAAGCUCGGUAUCUGUGCGGAUUUGGAGAAACAAAUGGAGGACCUGGUCGCGUCGUACUUCUGCGAAUGGACCGAAGUGGUCAAAGAUCCUAAGCGACGGGAGCUGUUCAAGCAGUUUGCAAACACCGACGAACAACUUCUCGAUCCCAUCGACCCCGUCCAGGACCGGGACCAGCAUCGGCCCGCCCAUUGGCCCAAAGAAUCCGUCACCGAAGACUUCCGCAACCACAAGUGGAGCGACCUGGCAUGGCAGCCCCUCGUUGAGUCGGCCCGCUUCCGAGACACGGCAACGGGAGACUCGGCAGCGGUCAAGCGAGGAGACACCCAGCUCGCCGUGUUCAAGGUCCGAGGGAAAUACUACUGCACCCAGCAGAUGUGCCCUCAUAAGCGCGCCUUCGUCCUGUCCGACGGUCUCGUGGGCGAGGAUCUCGCGACCAACAAGCUCUGGGUCUCGUGUCCGUUGCACAAACGCAACUACGACCUGAAGGGCCCGCAGGCUGGCGCGUGCGCAACCGAUUCCGCGCUGAAUAUCGCCACCUUCCCCGUGGAGGAGCGUGACGAUGGGUGGGUAUAUGCCAAGCUGCCUCCGGUCGAUGAGCUGGACUCUGUGCUUGGGACGGAGAAAUGGAAGGUCAGGAAGGAGGAGACCGAGGGCGAUGGGCAGUUCAAGAAACUGGACGAGCGGCUGAGAGGACUAAAAGGGCGGAAAGGCAUCAAAGCAAGCGACUUGGAUGGCUGCAAUGGCGAAAAGAGGGCGGCUGCAGCGAUCUUGAAUGGCGAGCGGCGGGAGGUCGCCGAUACAUUGGACUUCUGA
This is a messenger RNA of Eremomyces bilateralis CBS 781.70, 3435 nucleotides long. RefSeq names its product nitrite reductase. Bases 1 to 3435 code for a protein of 1144 amino acids. Lineage: Eukaryota; Fungi; Ascomycota; Dothideomycetes; Eremomycetales; Eremomycetaceae. The transcript is spliced from 5 exons. Gene Ontology annotation, molecular function: heme binding; 2 iron, 2 sulfur cluster binding; nitrite reductase [NAD(P)H] activity. The record is from RefSeq and is a predicted model, not a curated record.